Messenger RNA from Salvia miltiorrhiza (redroot sage), 1343 nucleotides. RefSeq lists its product as uncharacterized. The record is from RefSeq and is a predicted model, not a curated record. The transcript is spliced from 6 exons. Lineage: Eukaryota; Viridiplantae; Streptophyta; Magnoliopsida; Lamiales; Lamiaceae. Gene Ontology annotation, molecular function: ubiquitin-protein transferase activity. Gene Ontology annotation, cellular component: Smc5-Smc6 complex; nucleus. Bases 119 to 1072 code for a protein of 317 amino acids. Gene Ontology annotation, biological process: DNA damage tolerance; double-strand break repair via homologous recombination.
GCGGGCACUAACCAUUUUCCCGCCAAUUAAAGCACAAUUGCCUCCCUCCUCGACCUCCACCUAUUUUCUUCCCCAAGCGGAGAAGCCUUCUUCUUUGCUCAUAGUUGGACAAAAUAAAAUGGCACCGCUCAGUUCGCGGCACCACACCCUAAUACAGGCUCUUUUGUCGCGAGGCCCGCUUAAAGAAGACGAUUUCCGCUCUAUCUUCUCGCAGAUCACUGCUAAAAACUCUGGGUCACGGAAGCAACAGGAGCAAAAGUUAUUUAAUGAGUAUCUCGGGAAGAUAAAUUCAGAAUUAAGUUGUGUUCAGUUAGAGUUGCGAGCAUGCCGAAACCAAUAUGAUGGUCAUGUGUAUUAUGGUGUUGUCAACAAUGUUUCAGAUGACCAGUCCAAGCUUGGAACAAAGUACACAGUUCCUCAGAUUGCUUUCUACAAAGGCAUUGUUGAAGCUAUUGUACAAGAUGCUGAAGCUGAAGGCUGCAUUUUCAAUACGGCUGCUCUAAACAUAAAGCUGGAAUCCCAGGUUCUUGGGGCAACUGAUUCUCAAGCUCACGAAGGUGCUGUACAGAUCCCCCCAGCAUUUAAGAAUUUUUCCAUGGCGCAAAAGGAAAAAACUCUUGAUCAGUUAGUAAAGGACAACUGGCUUUGCUCUACACCAGAAGGAAAAAUUGGUAUUGGAGUCAGAUCCUUUCUAGAUCUGCGUAGUUGGUUUCGCAGCAAUGAGGUUCCUGCAUGUGAAGUUUGCAAUGAGGCCGCCAUCAAGGCUCAACUUUGCCAGAAUGAAGCUUGUAAUGUCCGACUUCAUUCAUACUGUCUGAAAAAGAAAUUCUCUGGUCAAAGGGUGGAAAGAGUUUGCUCAGGUUGUGGCACGCAAUUGCCUGGCUCAACAGUGAAAGCAGAAGCGGUGGAAGAAGUAAAUAAUGCAAAUGGUCCUUCUCAGAACUCGCAACCGCAUGAAUCUUCUAAGAAGAGGAGACGUAGAUCACACCGACAAGCAAACAGAGACAGUGACAGUGACACGUUGGACAUAAAGAGGGUAACUAGAGGUUCUGCUCGGCUGAGUGCCAACUAAGGAAGAUGCAGUUAAACUGGUAUUUUGUGUGGCUUUGGAAUAGUUUUUAGCAGCAAAUGUUGUCAUAGACUAGCCUAAAAUCUGUCCAACAUAUAAAGUUUUCUAUCUUCACAUUUUGUUUAUGGUCUCGUUAGUUGUAGACUCGAUUUAAACUUGUUCAGUAGGGUUUGUCAAAAUUAGUAAAUCAAGUCACUAAUAUAUAUGUAAACAAGUUUAUUAGUAUGUUUAUGAAUUCAAGUGCAUAUUAGUUGUAUUCAUGCACUAUUGUCAA